AGUGUCGUAUUACAAACGACGGCAUUCGAACUCUUUCGUGCAAGCGAUCAGCACUACACUAUAGUUGAAAAAAAAAACAAAAUCAUUUAUGGAACGUCAAUUAAAAUUUAAAUUGAGAAUCUUUGAUUUGUAAAUGGAACAGUUUUGUAUUUGAAUUUUUUUAAUCGUGUUAAUUUGAAUUUUGAGUUUGGAAUUGGUUUUUUGAAUUCUAUUGUGUUCUUUUUUUUGGAGUUUAGUUAAAUUAAGUGUUGUAUACGUAUUUUUUUGUCUUGUUUCGUUGGAGUCGGUUAAAAAUGGGUUUCUUAGAAGAACGAGAUGUUAGUGAUGUGCCGACUAUUCCUGAGUUUUAUAAAGGGAAAACUAUUUUCAUUACCGGAGGCUCGGGAUUUAUGGGGAAAGUCUUGAUUGAGAAGCUCCUCUACUCCUGCUCGGAGCUGGACAGGAUCUACAUCCUCAUGAGGAACAAGAAGGGAGUGAAGUCAGAAGAUAGACUAGAUCAGAUGUAUUCUUCUCAGUGCUUCGACCGUCUUCGAGCGGAAAAACCAAAUCUAUUUGCAUCCAAGGUGUUUGUCGUCGCUGGAGAUGUCCUAGAAGUUGGACUAGGUAUGUCUCAAGAAGACCGCGCCCUGCUAGUCAAUCGUGUGAACAUCAUUUUUCAUGUUGCCGCAAGUGUAAGAUUCGACGAUCCCCUAGAAUUUGCAGUGAGGAUGAACCUCAGAGGGACGAAGGAAAUGGUGGAUUUGGCGAAGGAAGUCAGGAAUCUAUCUGCAUUCGUCCACGUAUCGACGUCCUACUCGAACACAAACCGGGACACUAUUGAGGAGGUCCUGUACCCUCCUCUGGCUGACUGGAGAGACACUCUGGAAGUCUGCGAGAACACCGAUCCUCAUUACCUGAAAGUACUGACUCCUAAAUAUUUGGGAGAGAUGCCCAAUACAUAUGUGUUCACGAAGCAGUUAGCCGAGCACGUGAUCUUCGAGAAUAAGGGACAACUACCAAUCGUAGUCAUCAGACCUUCUAUUGUAAUAUCCAGUGUUUCUGAGCCGAUGCCAGGAUGGAUAGAGAACUUCAACGGACCUGUAGGUCUCAUGGUAGCUGCUGGGAAAGGUAUCAUGCGCAGUUCUUACUCGGAUCCUGACCUCAUAUCUGAUUAUAUGCCGGUGGAUAUCUCCAUCAAAACCUUAAUCACAGCUGCUUGGAUGCGGGGAACCAAAGAGUUAUCACCAACCGAUGACAUCCCGAUCUACAACUGUUGCUCCGGCAAGCACCAGACCAUCACGAUGGGGCAGAUGAUCCAGCUGAGCAAAGAGAUCUACCCCUCCGUACCCCUCAACGAUAUGCUGUGGGCUAUUGGAGGCGAUAUCACCACUUCGAAGACCAUACAUUAUAUUAAGGUGAUUCUUCUUCAUUUGCUGCCGGCUAUAUUUGUGGAUACUCUGCUAUGGAUUCUGGGGAAAAAACCUAUGCUGGUCAAAGUACAACGCAGGAUCUACAUCGCGAACCUCGCGCUCACGUACUUUAUAACCAAGCAAUGGACUUUUGACAAUACAAAUCUAGUCGCAUUAAGAUCGAAAAUUAAGAAGGAGGAUGAAAAGGACUUCUACUACGAUAUGGAAACCCUGGACAAGUUUAAAUACUUCGUGAACUCUAUUAUUGGUGGGAGGAAGUUCUUGUUGCAUGAGAAAGAUGAGGACUUGCCGAGGGCCAAAGCUCAUUAUAAAAGGAUGGUGAUCCUGGACAAGGUGGUCCAGUUCAUCUUCUACGGCUACAUAACCUGGUGGACCUUACACCUGGAGAGCGUGCAGCACUAUAUGAAUGUCAUAUUCAGUGCCUUCUGAAUUGUUCUUGAUAAAUAAAGGUUAAGUUUU
This is a messenger RNA of Trichoplusia ni (cabbage looper), 1868 nucleotides long. Its product is annotated as putative fatty acyl-CoA reductase CG5065. Lineage: Eukaryota; Metazoa; Arthropoda; Insecta; Lepidoptera; Noctuidae. Gene Ontology annotation, molecular function: alcohol-forming very long-chain fatty acyl-CoA reductase (NADP+) activity. The transcript has 13 exons. The record is from RefSeq and is a predicted model, not a curated record. Gene Ontology annotation, biological process: long-chain fatty-acyl-CoA metabolic process. Bases 294 to 1838 code for a protein of 514 amino acids. Gene Ontology annotation, cellular component: peroxisome.